AUGACGGAGGAAAGAGCGACAAGAGAUGAGUUUGGGAGUCUGGGAGUCUGGGUCUGGCUGGGCGACACACGACAGGACACGCUGCAGUUCAGGACCCUGAAACGUCGGACUGAGGACACUUUCAAGGCGCACGCUCACACCCGCACGGACCAAUUCGCCGUCGCGAAGCAGCUCGAGGGACUACAGGAGAAAUUCCAGGUCCUUAGUAGAGAUGAGCUGGCAGACGCCCUUCGUGCCCGGCUGACGGAGCUGGACCAGCAUCGCAGUCCCUGGUUUCCAGAGAUCUUAUCUUUACUGUUGCAGCUGGCGGAUCACCCUGCUCAGUUCUCAAAGGUCGAUCAGGUCGCAAGACCCAAGCUCAGAGAGGAAGUAAAACCACUCGUCUGGAACCAGCUGGACGCUGCUGGAUCAGCGUACUGUGAGGAGGAUAUUUGGGAGAGUGUAGACUUUGGUGCUGAUUCGUCGGAUGACGACCUUUCAUCCAUAUCCACUGACAGCUACCGUACGCGGAAUGAAACACAAACGUCCAUAGACAUAGAGGACGAUUAUGUGAUCCCCGAGGAGCUCUUUACUUCCGGGGAGGAUGACGAGCUCAUGAACUUGAUCAAAAGAGCACAGUUCUGGAAUAGUGCAGAGAACCCGGUCGCUGACCAGGGCGAACCCUCUUCUCGGGUCAUCACGGAGCUGCAGGUCAUAAGAGAGACUGUAUUCAUGUUGCAAGGACUGCCAACAUCUCUUUUCUGGCGACUUGACGGUAGGGUCGAAAUAUCCAGGAGAUACGCAGUCGCAAAAUUGUCGAAUGUGACCUUCCUGUCACUCCUGCGAGCAUUGAGCUCGAUCGGGACCAAACUGGAUCUUGUCAGGCAAUUUAACAAAUUGCCACAGACCAUUCCAUAUAUGCAGACUUUUCAUCGAGGCGUUGAGAGUCAUCUGAGCAGGUUUGAUACAUUCCUGUCGAGCGUGCAACUCCAGCUUCUUUCUCGAGCGUCAACCGUGUCUGCCAGUCUUCUGCAGGUCUUUGAAGAUGUUCGCCGUGAAUCUAGACUGCUCUUGAUGUUAUCGGAACUUGUGUCUAGCCUUGUAUCUGAUGUAUCGGGGUCUUCCAUGCGGUGCCUUGAUUUAAUGUACGAUCUAAUUUGCCUGACUCAAGCUACCGGUGAUGAUGAUGGGUUCAUUAACCUUGCUGAAUUGUUCUUUUCGUGUUUCGAUGUUUAUUCUCGCCCAAUCCGCCUCUGGAUGGAAACAGGGCAGCUGGAAGCUUCACCCGGAAACGAAUUAUUCAUUCUUGAGAACCGAAAUCAUGGUGAUCUGCGGACGCUAUGGCACGAUUGGUACACACUGGACGCGGCUUCAAGACUUCUAGAGGCCCCGAAAUUUAUCCACCCGAUCGCGCACAAGAUCUUCAUCACGGGCAAGAGCAUGAUGUUUUUGCGACACCUAAAUAUGUCUGAGAUUGAAGAAACAAUAAGUAUGUCUUCUUUGACAUUUGAAGACGUAUUACCAGCAGGCUCCGCUUCAUUCUGCCUUCCCUUUUCCAUUCUGCUCGAGACUGCAUUCGGGAGGAUGGUGGACAAAAACCACUCCUAUGCGUCAGCGCUGCUGCGCAAAGAACUUGACCAGCAAUGCGGCUUGUGGAGGUCGCUUGAAGCCUUGGAGUACAUCUAUCUUUGCAAGGAUAUGAGCAUAUUUGGACCAAUUGACAGCAAGAUAUUUGAUCUUAUCGAUCGAGGGAAAGGCGCCUGGAGUGACCGGUUCCUCCUGACAGAACUAGCCCAGAGCUCCUUCGAUAUCCUGCCUUUGGUUGAUCCUUCUAGGCUCAUUGUCCGAACAAACCAGGACGCCCAUAUUGACACCAGUAGUCGCAACAGAUCAGUCAAAAUCCUCAACGCUAUCUCAUUUGACUACAUUCUACCCUGGCCCGUCGCGAAUAUCAUUACCAAAGACGCCAUCUCGGGCUACCAGCGUAUUUCCACAUUCCUAAUGCAGAUCCGCAGAGCAAAGCAGACAAUCGUGAAACAGCGUCUGCAGCACAACAACCAAUCCGACAAAAUCCAGGACACUCGAAACAACACAUUGAGCUAUGCCCUACGGCACAACAUGAUCUGGUUUCUCAACGCUCUAUACAGCCACAUGACGGACUUUGUUGUCUCCACGGCUACCGCGUCGCUCCGUAAAACCCUCUCUGCGUCCGCUGACGUGGAUGCCAUGAUCGCAGCACAUCACUCGUACAUGUCUUCUUUGCAGGAACAAUGUCUUCUGUCCGCAAACCUACACCCUCUUCACAAAGCAACCAUCACCAUUCUAGACCUCUGUGUUUGCUUCGCAGAUAUCCAAACCUCCCGUUAUGGUGAUAACCACCUUGACCAUGCCCGGACUGCAAGCAAGGGCAUGAAAGGCCUCAACCGGGGUGCUGCAUAUGAUGACGAUGAACAGAGUGAUGAUGAGGACAAAGAGGAAGAUGAAUCCGACAUUGACGAUGACAAACUCGCUGCCUCUUUCCACGAAACACAUUACCUCCAACGAGUGCGCGACAUCAAAGAUCAGUUCGAUCGACUGGUUUCUUUCAUGGUAGCCGGUCUGAGGGGUGUAGGACGGGUUGAUGGCCAGAUCAGCUGGGAGAUCUUGGCCGAGAAACUUGAAUGGCGCAAAGCAGGUGGACAGCAGGGACUUUAACUCGUGUUAUUAUUUUUCUUAGGAUUUGGAUUACUGGCUAGGUCGUGAUACCCGGGAAUUGGAAUAUUAUUUG
Messenger RNA from Aspergillus heteromorphus CBS 117.55, 2746 nucleotides. Its product is annotated as putative gamma-tubulin complex component GCP5. The coding region runs from base 1 to 2673 and encodes 890 amino acids. Gene Ontology annotation, molecular function: gamma-tubulin binding; microtubule minus-end binding. Gene Ontology annotation, biological process: meiotic cell cycle; cytoplasmic microtubule organization; spindle assembly. The record is from RefSeq and is a predicted model, not a curated record. NCBI's taxonomy places the organism in Eukaryota, Fungi, Ascomycota, Eurotiomycetes, Eurotiales, Aspergillaceae. Gene Ontology annotation, cellular component: equatorial microtubule organizing center; gamma-tubulin complex; spindle pole. The transcript has 2 exons.